GAGAGCAAGCUUCCCAGACAAGCAAAUGAUCAAGGCAGGGUGAAACCACAUCUGGACAUUCUCUGGCAAAGACAGAAAACAGCAGACGUUCACAGUUGUUGCUUUGCGGAGAGGAUAGACAGCAAGCGACAGGCUUUCCUGAUCAUCUUAAUAUUCCUGUUCCAAAAUGCGGGCUUUGCCUUUCUUCUGGAUCCUGUUCCUGCUGGUACCUCUUAGCUCCUUGGCUCAAGAUGGCCCUGAUCAAUCUUCAAGAAGUCCUUGUGCUAACUGGAUGGGAGGUGUACCUGGCUACCCCGGACACAAUGGCCUUCCAGGAAGAGAUGGUAAAGAUGGAAAGAAUGGAGACAAGGGAGAUAUGGGAGAACCAGGUCCAAAAGGCCCCGAAGGCGAACCAGGGAAAUCAGGACCUUCAGGACCCGAGGGGCCUCGUGGUUUUCCUGGGGCACCUGGAAUAAAAGGAGAGAGUCCUUACGUCCAACGUUCAGCUUUCAGCAUGGGACUGAGCACCAAAUUUUCUCUUCCCAAUGUUCCUAUCCGAUUCACCAAGGUGUUUUACAAUGAGCAGCGGCAUUACGAUGAGAGCACUGGGAAAUUCCGCUCUGCUAUCAAAGGGCUCUACCAGUUCUCAUACCACCUCACCGUCUACAUGAAAGAUGUCAAAGUUGGGCUGUACCGAAACAACAAACCAAUAAUGUUCACUUUUGAUCAGUUUCAGAGCAACAAUGUUGACCAAGCCUCUGGCUCAGUCCUGCUACAGCUUGAAGUUGGAGAUGAAAUUUGGCUACAGAUAUAUGGGGAUGAGAGCUUCUCAGGCAUCUAUGGAGAUAAUCUAAAUGAUUCGACUUUCUCUGGCAUCCUUCUGUAUCCAGACUAAGUCGAUUUAUCAAUUCCUGCCUAGAAGGGCUGCACUAUCUCAUGUAUUGCAGUCCUUUAGUUAAGGCUCAUUACAAUGUUUAGCAGGUUUUUAGCAAACUCAGAUGUAUUAAUGCUGUUUAUAACACCAUAGGAUGUUGUUAGGACUAAAUCCUUUCCUUAAUAUACAGAAGAGCAUGAUUUUUUAGCAUGAGAUAUUUGUACAUGUAUCCAAACUCCUAGAAGAACAGGUGUGUGUGUGUGUGGUCUGUUACCUGUUUUGUAUUUCUUGCCAUUCGUUUUAAAAAAAAAAUAUAAAAUCCUGCAAUUAGCUUGUAUUUAGGGAUUUUAUUAGAAUUUUUUUCUUAUUGAAACUUUUUUGAAAUCCCUGUUAUGCCUGCUCCUAUCACUGCAUUGCCCUGUUUUCAGUGGUACGGUAGCCUAAUUCACUAAGGAGUGGUAACGACCUGGUUCCAUAGCAUAUUAUCAGCAAAAACCCAGCUGCUAUCAUUCUGAAUCAGUCUAGAAGUCUGGGCUACUGUACUGCACCACAAAUUGUGUUUCUUUAUAUCUAUCAUUCCCUGAAUUCCAUAUCCAGAGCUUGUUGAUGACUUCCCAGAGAUGACAAAAAGACAUCAGUGUUCCUUUCAGCUAAUAAAACUCAUCCCAAUACCUUUGACUGCUCAGUAACUUAGUUAGCAGGUUAUAUUGAAUCAGAGGUGAUGUUGUGACUAUAGGUCCCCAAGACCAAGCAAUAUAAGGCAGUUCUCUGUCUAUUGUUUGUAUCCGAUCUGGGUUUCCUGCAUAAGCUCAGUUUGUAAGACAAAUACUUUGAGAAUGGUAUUAUACAGUUGUUUUCAUUUAGAAUGCACAUAGCUUAUUAAGCAGCCCACCCCAUAAAAAACCUCAAAGUAUGGAAUAAGGAAUACCCCGAUGUUAUCCUAUCAGUACCAUCACCAAUCCCCUACUGGCAUAUUUUGUAAAUGAAUAAUUAAAUAAAACCAUUUUUUGUUCA
Xenopus laevis (African clawed frog) is the source of this 1867-nucleotide messenger RNA. It is a transcript of the gene adipoq.L, whose product is annotated as adiponectin, C1Q and collagen domain containing L homeolog. Gene Ontology annotation, biological process: signal transduction. The record is from RefSeq and is marked provisional. Gene Ontology annotation, cellular component: extracellular region. Lineage: Eukaryota; Metazoa; Chordata; Amphibia; Anura; Pipidae.